AUGCAUUCUGAAGAUUGUUCCAUAGGAGAGAACAGUUCCUCACAUCUGGAGAAAGGAGAACAAAGUAAUGCCACUAGCUCCUAUUUUGCAACAUACCAUGAAGGUUCAAUUCAAGUUCCUAUUCCAUGUGCGGUAAUGAAUGUGGUCAUCAUCAUGAUUUUAAUAAUAGCCCUUAUUUCCUUGUCAGUGGGAAAAUACAACUGUCCUGACCCAUUAUCAGACACCCCUGUUUCUCAAUGCUCAAAUGACUGGAUCCAAUACCAAAUGAAGUGCUACUUUAUCUCCAGUAUGAAAGAUACCUGGACCAUGGCACAAAGAUUUUGCUCUAAACACAAAGCUACUCUAGUUGUCAUUGAUUCUGAAGAGGAGAUGAUCUUUCUGAAACAAUACGUGGAUAAAAUGAAAUACUGGAUUGGGUUGAAAAAUGAAACUAGUCAGACAUGGAAAUGGUCAAACAGCAAUGAAUUUAGCAACUGGUUCAACAUGACAAAGCCUGAAACUUGUCCAUUUUUAAAUAGCACAGAUGUCAGCAGUGCGGACUGUCAAAAGCCUUUACACUGGAUAUGCAACAAACCCUCCAGUUCAUGA
Messenger RNA from Elephantulus edwardii (Cape elephant shrew), 588 nucleotides. Its product is annotated as early activation antigen CD69-like. Lineage: Eukaryota; Metazoa; Chordata; Mammalia; Macroscelidea; Macroscelididae. Gene Ontology annotation, cellular component: external side of plasma membrane. The transcript has 5 exons. The coding region runs from base 1 to 588 and encodes 195 amino acids. The record is from RefSeq and is a predicted model, not a curated record.